Molecule: messenger RNA, 1374 nt
Organism: Rotaria socialis
Lineage: Eukaryota; Metazoa; Rotifera; Eurotatoria; Philodinida; Philodinidae
Source: the annotation of a GenBank genome assembly
AUGUGCUGUUUAGGACCAAAUCGUUCGAUAUUAACUAUACUAGAUGAAACUUUUGCAUUUGAUUCUAACGCUGAAAUCUAUAGAACAUUGGAGAACAGUGAUAUUAAAUCUAAUGAUAUUAUUGAAUUUGCAAAUGGUUGGUACGCCUAUCCUGAUCUUAAUACAUUCGAUAGUCCUUUACUUCUCGCUACACUUACACUGCGCAAUAUCAAACCAUCAAAAGCUCUCUCGCCAUGGAAUACAAAACUAGAUAAUUCGACUACUAUUCCUCUUACUGAAAUCGCUACGCGUCAAUUAGAAGCAUUAUUUAAUUUGUCACAAUUGCUUUUUGGCUUAGCUCGAGGUGAACAAUCAAAUUAUACAUUUCGCGAUUUACAAUUGGGUCAUCCACCACGCAGAUUUCGUGAAGCAGGAUUCAAUAAAUUCCCAAAUAACAAUAGAUCGACUGAUUUCUUUGGUACUUUUCAACUCAUUGUCAAUGAUAUACUCAAAUCAGGCGCUAUAGAUAUUGUUUAUAUGAUGUACAAAGAUCCUCGCAUUCGAUGCGUCAAACAAAAAUCUCUCGACUUAUUAACGAAUAUAACGACCAUCAACGAAGUCGGAUAUUUUAUUCUCGAUCGCUAUUGUCAAUUUCUUAUUCAACUUAUACAAGGUAUUCGUGAUGGGCAUUUAAUUGAAGAAAAGAUUCCAUCGUUAUCUGUUCUCAUACGUUUAUGUAAAGUUAUUGUUGAGAAAAAUCUUCUUAACCAUUAUCAACAUUUGAUUGAUAUGCAAUUCAUUGAUAUAUUGAUUGAUCUUUUUGAAUAUCAACAAUAUAAAACAAAUGAAUCGAUAGUUUAUUUUAUAAAAUUUGAAUCGCUUGCUCUUCAAUGUCUUUAUAUAAUGCUACAAUGUGCUUCUCAUGUUGAUAUGUGGUCAGAAAAAGCUCAAAUACGUUUAGUAAAUUAUUGUUGUACAAUAUUGUAUAAAUCAAUUUUGGACGAUGAUGAUGACGACAAAUGUGACGAUUAUUCGAAACGAAUAGAAAUCAAUCAUAUAUUGUAUGCUGAACAACAUGAAAUGACUCAUUCGUUGAGUUAUAGUAUAUUAACAUUUCUGAGUAUUGUUCGAUGUCGAAAAGAGAUCGGAAGGUUCUAUCGUGAAAAUGAACAUUUUCGAGAAUUACUGAAUGCAAUGAGACAAAAGUAUAAUUCAAGAAACAAAUAUCUAUCACGAGAUUCUUCCAUAUCGUCUGCGCUUGAUCAACUUAUCAAUAGUAUGUUCGAUCGACAUGAACUAAAAAAGAAAAAGAAAUAUUACUAUCAUCGGCAUAUUCAUCUUCAUUAUUAUCACACCUUAGAUUUGUCGCAUUUGCAAAAGGUUGCAGAUCAGUGA